Messenger RNA from Lycium barbarum (goji berry), 3279 nucleotides. RefSeq lists its product as uncharacterized. The record is from RefSeq and is a predicted model, not a curated record. NCBI's taxonomy places the organism in Eukaryota, Viridiplantae, Streptophyta, Magnoliopsida, Solanales, Solanaceae. The coding region runs from base 2157 to 3179 and encodes 340 amino acids. The transcript has 4 exons.
CAAAACCAAUUCUUCUUGCAGAUGGCAAAACCAAUUCUAAAUGAAGACGUUGGUUCGUUAGAGGAAGGGACAGUUCAGAAACACACUGCAUCAGAGGCUGGGAUGACUUUAACCAUUGAUUCUCAUAUUGACAUAGAUAAAAGUCAUGACACCAUAAAGCAUAGUUUACCUUCAAACCAUACUACGAGCGACAAUGAAACUCCAAAAGUGCAAUCUGCUAGCGAUGGAGUAGCAUUUGAGAAAGUAAAUAGUUCGUUACAGGAAAAAAUAUGUACUAGCACUCAAGAAACAGUUUGCCAAGUAGAGGAGGGAACUUCUUUGAUAUCACAGAGUAAAUCAAGAAGGAAUAUUUCGUCAAGUUUACAAGAAUAUUGUAUUUCUGUGUCUGCGGAUGUUAGUUUCUUAGGUGUAGGAACAGGCGCUAAUAAAAAGGUGCUUUUGGACUCUGACACAAACUAUGAUAUGUCAGUUUUAGAAAGUUCAUGUUUGGAGGAUGUUGCAACCUCAGUGAAGAAUGCUAGCGAAAGAAGAAACUUUGAAAAUGAUAAGGAUGUUUUGGAGACCAAUAAGGACAGGAGUGAGACACAUCCCAACAAUAUGUCAAAUGCUACAGAAGACAAAAUACAAGACAUGAAACUCGGUAACGAGAUUCAGAGCCCAACUUCGGAGCUUUCUGCAUCCUCAUUAAGCAAUGGAAUAGUAGCUGAUCAUUUGACAGCAGAGAAAAGAAGAGACACUUGUGUCAUCAGGUCAGAGUUUUUUCUUCCAUCAAUUAAGCCUGCAGCUCAGAUGCAGAAGACAACAUCAUGGAAAGUGCAAAACAAUAGCAAGUCCUCAGAUGGUGGUUUAAAAAGUCUUUUACAAGACUAUCUCUUUACAACGAAGCUGGACCAAGUGCCUGCUAAGAACGGGAGAACAUCCACAGUUUUGCAGGUAUGGGGUACUUAUUGCAGGAGGAAGGACAUAAUCAUUUUCAGUUUGAUAUUAAUUUUUAUUUUUUAUUUUUUUAAAACGAUUCAUUCAGUUCCGGGUCUAUUUUUUUUUUUUUGGACCGAGUCACGAGUUUAUAGCCACCAGAAAUGGUACAAAGAGAAGGAGGACUAGACCUUGCCUUCUCAGUACAGAGGAGUAGUGAAACAGGAAGUAACUAAGAAAAAAAGUUACAAUUGCAAAAAUUUGAGCUCUCAAAAAAAACUCAUGGUGGCAGUAAAGCUGAGAUUGACCUAAGGUGGUUCAAACACAAUAUAUCUUGGUCUUCUCUUCUUGAGUCGGAAUGAGGGCAUAUUAAAUCUAUCUACGUUGAAGAGCCCUCUCACUUGAGUAGGCAGUGUGCUGACCUGGAAGUAAAUUUGUACAUCUUCAAAAGUGUAACUCAGAGCAGCCAGUUUGUCAGCGACUUUAUUGGCUUCCCUGAAGCAGUGGUUAAUUACUAUACUGUUGUUAGUGGUCAUCUUGUGCAGUUCCUUUACAAUAUCUGCAAUGAUCCAAGGAGAGGUCCAAAGUUUUUGAAUGCAAUUGGCCAGCAAAAGUGAAUCAGACUCCCCUCGAAUGAGAUUGAAACCAUUCGACAAACACCAGUUUAUACCAAACAAAAGAGCUUUAGCUUCAGCCCAAUUACUGGUUCCUUGACUUAAUGGGAUGGAGUAUGCCAUGAUGAACUGACCUGUUGAGCUCCUCACAAUACCUCCUCCACCACAUAGACCAUUGAGACAUGAACCAUCACUGUUGAUUUUGAUAUCAUUCCUCUUUUUAUGGUUUAGGCAGCAUUACAUUUUUCUGUAAUGAGUAUAGAAACAUUACAAGAGAUGUUGCUGCGUAUGUCACUCCUUUGCAAAAUAAGUCGGUGCUUGGUCUUGUCAUCCUAACGCUUUGAGUCCAUAAUACCCUAUUGCAGCUAUGUUGUCAUCCAAAAAUGUUGAAAGAGACAUUUACAUGUUAUGACUUGAUAACGGUCUUAUAUCAAACGCCUUAUUAACAACAAAAAAAAAAAAAAAAAAAAAAAAAAAAGGUCUUAUUUUCAAACCAUCAGAGUACUAGUAAAAGCUGUUGGCAGUUCUGUGACAUGUUUUCUCUUUCUAUUACUACUCCUUUACCUGCCUUCUUUAUGCCUUUGAUAGCCUGCAGCAGUCGAGUACAAAGCUAAUUCUUCUGUGCAGAUGGAAAAACCAAUUCUAAAUGAAGAUGUUGGUUCGUUAGAGGAAGGGACAGUUCAGAAACACACUGCAUCAGAGGCUGGGAUGACUUUAACUAUUGAUUCUCAUAUUGACAUAGAUAAAAGUCAUGACACCAUAAAGCAUAAUUUACCUUCAAACCAUACUACGAGCGACAAUGAAACUCCAAAAGUGCAAUCUGCUAGCAGUGGAGGAGCAUUCGAGAAAGCAAAUAGCUCGUUACAGGAAAAAAUAUCCACCAGCACUCAAGAAACAGUUUGCCAAGUAGAGGAGGGAACUUCUUUGAUAUCACAGAGUGAAUCAAGGAGGAAUAUUUCAUCAAGUUUACAAGAACAUUUUAUUUCUGUGUCUGCGGAUGUUAGUUUCUUAGGUGUAGGAACAGGCACUAAUAAAAAGGUGCUUUUGGACUCUGACACAAACUAUGAUAAGUCAGUUUUAGAAAGUUCAUGUUUGGAGGAUGUUGCAACCUCAAUGAAGAAUGCUAGUGAAAGGAGAAACUUAGAAAAUGAUAAGGGUGUUUUGGAGACCAAUAAGGACAGGAGUGAGACACAUCCCAACAGUAUGUCAAAUGCGACAGAAGACAAAAUACGAGACAUGAAACUCGGUAACGAGAUUCAGAGCCCAACUUCGGAGCUUUCUGCUUCCUCAUUAAUCAAUGGAAUAGUAGCUGAUCAUUUGACAGCAGAGAAAAGAACAGACACUGGUGUCAUCAAGUCAGAGUUUUUUCUUCCAUCAAUUAAUCCUGCAGCUCAGAUGCAGAAGACAACAUCACUGACAGUGCAAAACACUAAGCGAGAUAAUAGUGAGAGUGAUCCGCUCCAGGGAAUUAACAAGGAGAUGGCAGCAUCUUCAAAGCCAGAAUCUUCAAAGUCAAAAGAACAAGCAUCUUCGAAGCCGGAAUCUUCAAAGUCAAAAGAUCAAGAAGCUGGCAACAAAAACAUACCGCAUCAAAAAGCAUUAGUGCGGGACAGAUCACCGGAGAGGCGCAGGCCUGUUUUUUUUAAUUAAAACCAAAAGUGAUUUCGAUACCAUCACGGUGCAAACAUCGGGAGAGGCCACAUCGGGACAGCCUAGCAUAGUUGUGUACAUGCGACCUGCUGAUGGUAUU